Messenger RNA from Scylla paramamosain (green mud crab), 2740 nucleotides. Its product is annotated as serine/arginine repetitive matrix protein 1-like. Bases 161 to 2197 code for a protein of 678 amino acids. The transcript has 8 exons. NCBI's taxonomy places the organism in Eukaryota, Metazoa, Arthropoda, Malacostraca, Decapoda, Portunidae. The record is from RefSeq and is a predicted model, not a curated record.
UGAUUGGCUGGUGCUGCACGGAGGAGGGAGGGAAGGCCGCUGAUUGGUCCAAUGGGAAGGAAACCCACGUGAUUGGCUUAGGGGUUUGUUGUUGGUCUUGGCCUUGCAGGAAGAAAGAUCGUCCUACUUUUGCUGCUUGCUGAUGUGAACUUGCCCGGCCAUGACAGGGUCGCCGCGCAAGAGCCAGCCGGGCCGUCAGCUGCGGUCAGGCACACUGCUUGGCGCCCAGGGAGAGGACCAGUGGCACCCGGCAACCUCCUUUAGUUUCCCUGAGUCCCCGUCGCCCAAGAGGCUCAGCAAGGCAGAAAAAAAGAAGUCACCCAAUAUUAGAAAACUGCGGAGACAGACCAUGAUGCCUACCAGACAAGCCACCACUGCCAUGCCGAUUGCCACCUUCGCCUCGCCUCCCCUCAGUCAGCGCAGGACACGCCGCCAGUCCAUGAUGCCCGUCAGGUUGCAGGUCAGCCCAGUCAGUGACAAGAGGAAGACUGCCAAGAUUCAGCCAGCCUCCCCAGACCCUGCCAAGACCAAGACCAAGCGGAAGCUGGAGCCGGCAGAGGAACCCCUGGCAAGCAAGAAGAGCCGUCUGAUCCCUGUCUCCAAGUCCACCUCACAAGUAAAGACAGCGCCUUCACCUACGCCUUCCAAAAAACACAAGUCUCUCAGCGCCCUGCCAGUGUCCCGCAGCUCACGCAAGGCAGCCAAGACAGCAGAGGCUCCAGUGCAAGCAAAGAAAUCCCCCGCCAGGAAGCGUGCCUUGUCUCCCUCACAUUUGGAGGACUCCUCGCCACCAAAAAGAAGGGCCGCCUCUCGUUCACGUAGCGAGUCUCAGUUUGUGAGGAGUAAGUCUCUUCCUCGUGGCCAGAAGAAGGCUGCCAAAGUACCUGAGAAGCCGGUGACAUCCUCGCCAAAGAAGGCAUCCAUCAGUUCAAAGGUUGUGUCUCCUGCUGCAAAGAAAACAGCCAUUCCCUCCAAGAAGAAAGCCUCAUCAUCUUCACUAAAAACCCCUCCAGCAUCUAGAAACACCCCCAAGAAGAAGUCCACAGCAUCACUAAAGACUGCAGCCUCCCCAGUCUCCAAGGUACAGAAGACUCCCAAGGCAGACUCCAAGACCAGGCUGCCAUCGCCCACAAAGACACCUUCAUCCAGCAACAAAAAGGCAUCAAAGAAAACACCAACACCAAACCAGGCCAAGACACCUCCCAGUCUGAAAAAGAGGGAAAAGAAGACAACCAAAACAUCUGCCACCAAAAUCGCCCUGACAAAGACACCAUCAGUAGUCUUAAAGAAGGUCAGAGUAUCGGUCACCGAGAUGCCACCGUCCAUCAUGAAGAAAGCAACUCCCAGGAACACGACUCCAGCCACUCCGUCCCCUCGCAGACCAAGGCUGACCCGCUCAGCAGCCAAGAGUCGCAUGGUGUCAUCAAAGAGCGCCAGACACGUGUCCCUGAAAUUGGAUGGGAAGAGUCCUCCCUCCUCUCUGGCCUCCUUCAGGAAAACACCUUCAUCUAAAAGAACUGCCACUGUUGUCCUCCCUGCUGAUCUUGGUGCCUCCCCUGCCCUGCCCUCAGCCCACGAACAGCUGCAGAGGAUAAGGGAUGCCAUCUCGGCCAAGCGCCAGCACAGCACACCACCACGCAAGCCCCUGCCGCCCUCCGCUGCCACACCAAGCCUGGAUAAGGUGGUCACUCAGGCUGACAUCCACGCCUCCGGGAAUGGCAAUUGUGGCUCAGAGGCAGCGCUGGACAACCUCUGCACACCCACGGCACGCCUCCCGCUGCCCACGACGCCCAAGUCCUCCAGGGGCAGUGGGGGUGGGGUCUCCAGGUUCAGUAGCAGGCUUGCCAGCAGCACAGCAGAGAGCCGGUUCCUGCUGCACACGAGCCUGGCCGCCCCACACAGCAGCACACCCAUCAAGGGCAGCCACACCCUGGAGGUCAUCGGUGCCCGGCCGUCACUCAAGGCCAGGAGGGGUGGUGAGGAGGAUGUGGAUGGAGGGAGGGCCGACACCAGUGUGGAGGAGGAGAGCAUGGGGGAGGAGGGUGGGGAAAGCAGCUUAGAUGAGUCUGUGGAGGAGGAGGAGGAGGAGGUGGAGGAGGAGGAGGAGGAGGAGGAGGAGGAGGGGGAGGGGGAUGACAACAGUGCAAAGACUGGAAGUACAAGCCAGAGUCGUAAGAGUUACUGUAGUCUUAUGUAGUAUUUAGUGACUUAUCCAGACAACUUCUGGUGUGAGGUAUUACUGAUCUGUUUAUCUUGCUUCAUACAAUAUAUUCAAGAUGUAAAAAUUUCAUAUUUAUUGAUAUGCAGAUAGGAAUAUUCUUAUACGGUUUAUACGGCAUGAAAUCUUGCUUAGCAAAAGGCAUGCUUUCUCAUAUUUUAAGAAAACAUUUUAAUAUUGUGUAGAGUAUUCCUCUUGCCUGAUGUGUUGAUAGAUAGGUACUGUAGUAUGGCAAGGCUGGUUUUCACCUUAUAUAGUUCAAAUAAGUGUUGUUAAGACUCGUACAUAUCUAACAUUGCCACUGUUGAUACAAAAUGUUUCCCUACAAGGGUACCUGAUACAUGUUUCCCUCUUUGCUUCCUUAUGGUGGAUAGUCUUGGUUUUAUAUAAGUUGAUUUUGUCACAUCCAUGUGUAAGUCUGUCUUAAUUAAAUAAGAUUCCUGCCGCUGGCCCAGCAGCUGGCUGUGUGUACCAGUACAAAAAAUGCAGAGAACAUUUUAGAUUACAGAAUGUUGUGUUUGC